Molecule: messenger RNA, 613 nt
Organism: Salvia hispanica
Lineage: Eukaryota; Viridiplantae; Streptophyta; Magnoliopsida; Lamiales; Lamiaceae
Source: RefSeq, a predicted model, not a curated record
UGCAGGAAAUUUCCCCAUUCACACCAUAUAAUUACAUUUCUUUGAACCCUCUCUCUUGAAAUCACAAACACUCUCUUCUCAAUUCAAAAACUUAUCCCCCUUUUCUCAAACACAAAUCCAACUAAGAAAUGGGAUUCUCAAAGAAGCAUCAAAUCCAAAUGGACAAAGAUUCAGAGCCCAAGAAAUGGGUGAUAGCCGGAGUCGCAAUCAGGGCUCCGUUAAAGCCCAUUUCCACAAAGCCCUGCGCUGAAGACCAAGGCGGCGGGGGCGCCACCACCCCGACGGCGCGCGAGUCGAGGAUACCGGAGAAGCUGCCCUGCCCGCCGCCGCCGAGGAAGCGCCGCCCCGCCUCCACGUGUCACUUCAACGGAGGGAGAGAGUUCUUCAAUCCACCCGACCUUGAAUCCAUAUUCAUGUGCCACGCUGGCAGAGCCAAGUAAUUAAUUAAUUAAAUUAUGUUUUAUGUUUUUUUUUAUAAUUUUCUUGGACUUUCAGUUUGUACUAGUUUCUUAGCAGGUUAGGAGAUUUCAGAAGUUAGUAGUUUGGUUAAGUAGUUUUUUUUUUAUAUAGUAAUAAUGUUAUGUACAAAUGAAAUGUACAAUAUUUUUGGGCA